Molecule: messenger RNA, 1553 nt
Organism: Solanum verrucosum
Lineage: Eukaryota; Viridiplantae; Streptophyta; Magnoliopsida; Solanales; Solanaceae
Product: BAG family molecular chaperone regulator 4-like
Exons: 5
Coding region: 135-1322 (395 amino acids)
Biological process (GO): protein stabilization
Cellular component (GO): cytoplasm
Molecular function (GO): adenyl-nucleotide exchange factor activity; protein-folding chaperone binding
Source: RefSeq, a predicted model, not a curated record
GUACUUAGCACAGUUCCCUAGGUCUCUUGUACUUCCCCUUGUCGUCUCUCUUUCUCAAAUAAUCUUCAAAUUAUUACUGGUAUCAAUCUCCAUUGUUGUAGAUCGAUAAUCCAUCCCCCAUUGGAGAUUUGGGGAUGAAAGAGUCAAUCAAAAGCAGUACCAGCAGCAGCGAUGAAGCUGUCUGGGAAAUUAGACCCAGUGGCAUGCUUGUUCAGAAGAGAGAAAACGAUGCUGCCUCUAAUCCCACUAUCAUCAUCAAGGUCUCGUAUGCUUCUCAGGAAUUUGACCUUCCUGUGCCACCUGAAUUCACUUUUGGUGAAGUAAAAAGUAUCCUUUCCUCAAUAAUCGGUUUGGAGCCUAAGGUGCAAAAACUUUUAUUCCGUGGAAAAGAAAAAGAAGAUCAUGAAUAUCUGCACUUGGUUGGUGUGAAAGACAAUUCCAAAGUGUUAGUUAUGGAGGAAGAAACGGUUGAGGAAAAAAUUCCUGAAGAGGUUAGGGUUACCACUGAAAUAUCAAGAGGAGCCGAAGCUGUUGCUGAAGUGAGAACAGAAGUGGAUAAGCUCUCAGAGCAGGUCUCUGCUGUACAAGCAGUCGUGUUUGGUGGUACUAAUGUUGAGCACAAGGAUAUUAUCCAUUUGACAGAAAUGCUGAUGAGACAGCUACUGAAAUUGGACGGCAUUGAGGCUGCAGGAGAAGUAAGAGUACAAAGAAAGUCGGAGGUUCGUCGUGUCCAAAACUUAGUAGAGGCAAUGGAUGCACUAAAAGCAAGAAAUUCCAAUCCCUUUAUCAACAACAGUAAUGCCGUGUCAGUGACUACUCAAUGGGAGACAUUUGAGUCGGGGGUUGGAAGCCUGAACGCUCCACUACCACCUAGACCUGUGCUUGAGGUUGGAAGCAUGAACGCCCCAUCUCCUCCUAGACCUGUGCUUGGGGUUGGAAGCAUGAACGCCUCACCUCCUCCUAGACCUGUGUUAGGGGUUGGAGGACUGAACACCCCACCACCUCCUACACCUGUGCCUGGGGUUGGAAGCAUGAACACCUCACCUCCUCCUAGACCUACGUUUGGGGUUGGAGGACUGAACACCCCACCAUCUCCUACACCUGUGCCUGGAGUUGGAAGCAUGAACGCCUCACCUCCUCCUAGACCUGUGUUUGGGGUUGGAGGACUGAACACCCCACCACCUCCUACACCUGUACUUGGGGUUGGAGGACUGAACACCCCACCACCUCCUACACCUGUGCUUGGGGUUGGAAGCCUGGCCACCCCACCUCUUAGACCGCCCUCAACUAUAGUGACCGAGGAUUGGGAACAAUUCGAAUAGAGUAGCUGUAUACGUUUCCAUGUUAUGAUUUUGAAGAAACAGAAAAUGCCAGUUAUUAGGCACUAGUGACCACUAUUAUUUUGUCAUCUAUACUGUCGUUACAGUUACAUAUUUUUGGUGGAUGUAAGUUCAUGAUCAGGCAAACAUAGAGGUUUAAUGAAAUCGUGUUGGUAAGUUACUUCUGUGUGUUGUAUAAGAUUAAAUCAAAGUUUAGUGCAUAAUUCUUUUAUU